AGUUUCAGAAGAAAUGUGGGAUUUCUACACUUUGCCAUUGGCCGCAAUUGGAUUAAUAGUGCUUGUCUCCUUUCUACUAGACUCUAUAUGGAAUAUUUUACAAACUUGCAGAGCUUUGUUAGCUCCAUUGUUUAUAUCCACUGAAGAAACAUCACUUGUCAAAAAAUUUGGACCAUGGGCAUUGAUUACUGGUUCUACUGACGGCAUUGGUAAAGCUUAUGCAUUUGAGUUGGCAAAAAGGGGCAUUAAUAUCGUUUUGGUCAGCAGAAAUGAAGAAAAACUAAAGAAAACUGCCGAGGAUAUAGAAGCGAAAUAUUUUGUGAAAACGAAAAUAAUAGCGGCUGAUUUUUCACAAGGUAAGAAGGCAGUCGAUAUUGUGAAAGAUCAAGUUGGAAUACUACCAAUUAAUAUUUUAGUCAACAAUGUUGGAAAACAAUACGACUAUCCCAUGUACCUCUCAGAAGUACCCGAAAAGGAUUUAUUUGAUAUGAUCAACAUCAAUGUGGGAGCAGUCACUUUACUAUGCCGAGCCUUCAUUCAAGACAUGAAACAAAGAGGCCGAGGUGCAAUAGUAAACGUAUCUUCAGGGUCGGAGUUGCAGCCGUGGCCCCUAAUGGCUGUAUAUGCAGCCACGAAGGCUUAUAUAAGAAGUUUUACAAUGGCUCUCAGAUACGAAUACAGAGACUCCGGAAUUACGAUCCAACAUUUGGCUCCAUUUUUUGUUGACACAAAAAUGAAUGCAUUCAGCAAGAGGCUUCAAAAAAGUUCCUUCUUAAUUCCAGACGCUGAAGGAUACGCCAAAUAUGCUAUAAUGACAUUGGGGAAAGUUGAUGAAUCAUCUGGAUACUGGACGCAUGGUAUUCAGACGUUUCUAACAAAAGUUGCUCCCACCUGGCUAAGGAUGUACAUUGCUGCUCACAUAAAUCGUAAUUUUAGGGAAGAUUAUUUUCUUCAGCAAAAAACAGGAUAG
Messenger RNA from Diabrotica balteata, 970 nucleotides. Lineage: Eukaryota; Metazoa; Arthropoda; Insecta; Coleoptera; Chrysomelidae. The record is from the annotation of a GenBank genome assembly.